Plectropomus leopardus (leopard coralgrouper) is the source of this 2010-nucleotide messenger RNA. Lineage: Eukaryota; Metazoa; Chordata; Actinopteri; Perciformes; Serranidae. The record is from RefSeq and is a predicted model, not a curated record.
AUGGCGGAAAUUUUGGCCGAGAUUCAGGGAGGUUCGGACGUUGAUUUUGCCGACUCGUCUGACUCCGAGAGUAACAACGAUGCCGGCUCGGAGGAAGAGGCAUUAUUUACGCUGCGCAUGGAUCCCGUUCAUGACAGUGAUCAUGAAGGAGAUGAGGAUGCAGAUUAUGCCCCCCCACCACGCAGUUCCUCCAGGCGCCGACUAGUGCGGUCAGCAUCUGCAUCCUCCAGUUCCAGGUCCUCUUCCCCUGAUCGGCUGCCUAAGAGAGGUCGUGGUCGUGGUUGUGGCCGUGGCCAUGGCUGUGGUCCUGGCCGUAAAGGGCAAGCCAGCAAGCGGCCAAAACUGGCUGCUGGAGACUUUGGGCCUCAGCAGGAGCAAUGGAGGACAAAGGAAGAGCCAGAUGUUGAACCCGCAACACCACGGUUUGAGCCGAAACACCCACCUGGCCCCAAGAUUGACACCACUGUUGACUGGUCUCCCCUCAGCCUCUUCAAGCUGUUCUUCAGCAGCAGCAGUCUGCACAGCAUUAUAAACAACACAAAUGCCAAUGCUGCGCGGCGAUUGGCACAAGGUUCCAAAUAUAAGUGGUCUCCCCUCUCAGUUGACUCAUUUUACAUCUUUCUUUCAAUUAUCCUCUUCUUUGGCUUGGUACGUGUGCCCUCCAGGGCAGACUUCUGGAGGAGGGAGUGGCCAUACCAAUUUGUUUUCCCCAAGAGCAGCAUGUCCAGGGACCGAUUUGAAGCCAUCUUUUGGUCUCUUCAUCUGUCUGAUGUUGCAGAAGAUGAAGAGAAUGAAAGAAAGAGAGGGACACCUCAGUUCGACAGGCUGUUCAAAAUCAAGCCACUCUAUGGCGAGAUUGUGAAUGCCUGUAACUCCCUUUUCCAGCCAUACCAGAACAUCACAAUCGAUGAGAGAAUGGAAGCAAGUAAAGCCCGCAUUGGAUUCAGGCAGUAUAUGAAAGACAAACCAACAAAAUUCGGCUACAAAUUGUUCAUAUUGGCAGACUCUCAAACUGGCUACACCUUCAAUUUUUUUGUUUAUCAGGGUAAAGAUGAGAGCAAGGUCAAACAGAGGGGACAGAAGGAAGAAGGCCUCAGUGUCACAUCCGUCAUGGACCUGAUGAGGUUUGACAUCCUUGGAAAAGGAUAUCAUCUUUAUGUUGAUAAUUUUUACAGCAGUCCACUCCUUUUCAAUAAGCUUGCAAAAAAUCACACAGCAGCUUGUGGCACCAUAAGGACAAAUAGAGAGGGCUUUACAAAGACAACAAACAACAACCUCCCAAAGAAGCCUGAGAGGGGAGACAUGAGGUGGAUCCGUAAGGGCAACCUCCUCUUUGCACGUUGGAUGGACACUAAAGUGGUCAAUGUCUGCAGCACCUUUCAAAAGGCGUACAGCGGAGCCACUGUACUGAGGAGGGUGAAGAGGCCAGAUGGACACUGGCACAGGGCUCCUGUGGAUGUGCCUGAUGCAUGCAGGGACUAUAACAUCAACAUGGGUGGGGUGGACCUCUCAGACGCACUCAUCCACUAUUACUCUGUGCAUGGCAAGACAAUGCGGUGGUACAAGACAUUUUUUUACCACUUCAUUGACAUUGCUGUUGUCAACAGCUACAUCCUACACAAAGCUGUGAGCAGCAGUCACAACCAGACCCCCAUGUCCCACAAACAUUUCAGAGAGGUUCUGAUGAGGGAGAUGGUUGAGCAGGCUAAAGCUUUGGUUGCUGAAGCCACCCCCCGCCCGAGCCUCACCAACACCUGCAUGCCAGUGUUCAGAGGGAGCACUGGCACUCAGGACCGCAGGAAGUGUGUGGUCUGUGCAGCCAAGGAGAGGGAGAAAGCCAAGCAGACGCCGGGCUACAAAAUCAAGGACAUGAAGACACCCGUCUACUGCUCAAAGUGCAAUGUGUCACAUUGCCUUGUUCCUGACAGAAACUGCUUCCUUGAGUACCAUGGCAUGGGACUUCAAAAAUGGGCCUGCUGCUGGCAAGCCAUCCCUCCCACUCCCUUAUAG